GAAUCCCAAACCCAGACCAGUGGGAGGAGUCCAAACCCUAGAAAGAACAGAAGGAGAGGAGAGACGAAAGAAUCAAAACCUCAGCUUAGCUCAACUGAAGAUGGCGACGAGGAGGCUGCAAGCAUCCUCUUCAUCAAUCUAUCGCUUCCUUCUUCUUCAGUCUCAAUCUCAACAGGCGAUUACAGCACCGGGAAUUUUGCAAUCAGGUAUUCAGCUUUCGAAAGAUGGAGCACGAAACCAUUACUCCACUUUUAAUACUUCUCCAUUCAGAGUCAACUUCACCUCUCCCAUGUGCACUUCUGCUCAGAAGAGAGCUUCACAAGCAGCGGUAGCCAAAUCCAUGGGAGAUGACAGCAAGAUAACAAUUGGACCAAAGAGCGGAGAACUUGAUAAAGACAGUAAAGAAUCUGGGGUUGUAUACUACGGACCGAUCUCAUCAACCGUAAAAAAAGUGAAACUUCUGUCCCUCUCAACUUGCUGCCUUUCGGUUUCCCUUGGACCCGUCAUAACUUUCAUGACUUCACCUGACAUGAAUGUAAUCCUGAAAGGAGCAGUUGCGUCCACCGUUAUUUUCCUCAGCGCAUCCACAACUGCAGCUCUUCACUGGUUUGUGAGUCCAUAUAUUCACAAGCUAAAAUGGAAACCAGGUUCAGCGACUUUUGAUGUUGAAAUGCUGUCAUGGUUGGCUACGUCGAUCCCCAAGACGAUCAAGUUCUCGGAUGUUAGGCCGCCAGAGACAAAUCGGCCGUUUGUGAGCUUUAAGGCUGAUGGUAACUUCUAUUUUGUUGAUGCUGAGCACUGCCAUGAUAAGAAUCUGUUGGCCUUGUUGACUCCUCAGAAGUCAGCUCAUGAAUCUGCAUUCAAGAAUCUGUAAAAGAGCAGGAGUUAUAUGUUGCCUUAAUUUCAUUUUGGUUGUUGCAUAAAUAGGAUUCGCCUCAUAGAAUAAAAUAGUCGUGUGCCUUUGGUUGUAUGCUGAUGAAAGUUUAUUUCCUGGCUGAAAAGCUGUAGAGGUUGGCAUCUAGCUGCUUGUUUAGGUUCGAGUAGGAUGGCGAAUGUAUGUUAUGUUGAGAUAUGUCCUAGUUAAUUAUAAAAUGCGGGUGAGCUUGCUAAACAAUUCCACUCUGGGACGUAAUCGUUACUUUUGUUCGAAGAAUAAGUAACAUGCUCCAUGUCUUCAUCAUUUCAA
Asparagus officinalis (garden asparagus) is the source of this 1186-nucleotide messenger RNA. RefSeq lists its product as uncharacterized. Bases 101 to 874 code for a protein of 257 amino acids. The record is from RefSeq and is a predicted model, not a curated record. Lineage: Eukaryota; Viridiplantae; Streptophyta; Magnoliopsida; Asparagales; Asparagaceae. Gene Ontology annotation, cellular component: mitochondrial membrane. Gene Ontology annotation, biological process: mitochondrial proton-transporting ATP synthase complex assembly. The transcript is spliced from 2 exons.